AUGUCAUCAUCCGAAUCAUCCGAAUCAUCCGAAGUCGAACAGAGUCAACUGACAGUAGGCGAAUUGAAAGAAUUGAUCGAGAUGAACAUCAGGGCUCUCUAUUCCUCCAACAAGAUCAGGCUGUUCCUGGUUAAGCGUGUCGAGAAGCGUUCAGGUCAGGUUCUUUACGGAGCUGGCGUUGCUAUGUUUUCGAACACUGAGGACACUAAUGUCUUCCUGCGAAGCAGCGGCAGAAGACUCACAGUCGAAAGCGCGCUGGAGGAUAUCCUCGACCAGACGAUGGCGGAGCUCAGUGAGGAUGUGGAAUUCCCCGAAUGGCGUAUCAAAAAAUCUAUGGGUAUUCACUACAUAAUUACGAAAACACAGAUCACAGAUAAAGAGCUAACCUUGAUUUUGUUUGUAGUCCGCAAAUGA
Molecule: messenger RNA, 414 nt
Organism: Fusarium fujikuroi IMI 58289
Lineage: Eukaryota; Fungi; Ascomycota; Sordariomycetes; Hypocreales; Nectriaceae
Exons: 2
Coding region: 1-414 (137 amino acids)
Source: RefSeq, a predicted model, not a curated record